Messenger RNA from Carya illinoinensis, 2322 nucleotides. Its product is annotated as AAA-ATPase At3g50940-like. The coding region runs from base 293 to 1738 and encodes 481 amino acids. The record is from RefSeq and is a predicted model, not a curated record. The transcript has a single exon. Gene Ontology annotation, molecular function: ATP binding; ATP hydrolysis activity. NCBI's taxonomy places the organism in Eukaryota, Viridiplantae, Streptophyta, Magnoliopsida, Fagales, Juglandaceae.
AAAUUUCAGAGUGAGAUUGCCUACAAUGUUUUACAUUUCGAAGUUGAAAUGUCAAUGUCAUACUUAAAUCAAAAGGUUCCCUGGUUAAAAAUGGAAUUCUUCAACGUCAACCAAAGACCACAAAAAAUGGAAAAGUCUUUUCCGAGGCUAAACUCUGCUAUAAAACAAUUCGAGGGCAGAGGCAAGAAAUCAGCAAAAAAACUUUCGGUCAAUCCAAAGCAAAAGCUAAUUUCAUCAAUCCACAAUCUUUAUCAUUUGAUAGCGAAACCUAACUGUAUUAUUACUUUGGAAAAUGUUGUCACAAAGGUUGUCUGAUCCAUCAACAGUUUUGACUGCAGCAGCCUCUUUCGUUGCCACAUCGAUGAUUAUUCGAAGCAUUGCCAAUGAUUUGAUUCCUGAUGGACUCCGAAGUUAUUUCUCCUCCAGCAUCGACAGAUUUUCCCGGAGAAUCUCUUCAAAACUGACCAUCGUCAUAGAGGAAUUUCAAGGGCAUUCGACAAACGAGUUGUUUGUGGCAAUUGAUGCCUACUUGGGCACUAAAGUGACCCCAUACGUUCAAAGAAUCAAAGCGAGCAAAGGCGAGAACGACGCGAAACUAGCGGUCACUGUGGAUAGAGAUGAAGAGAUAGUUGAUGUUUAUGAAGAUGUGCCAUUAAUCUGGACAUUGGUUUGCAAGGAGGAUGAAUCAUUCGGUAGCAGAAAUUUCCGUAGCAGAAAUUGGGAUGAUCGGAACGCGUCUCUACGAUCUGAAGUGAGAUCGUACGAGAUAAACUUCCAUCAGAAACAUAGAGAAAUGGUUUUGAAUUCAUAUUUACCUUACAUUUUGGACAGAGCAAAGGUCAUCAAAGAAGAAAGCAAGGCUAUAAAGUUUCACACAGUUGUUUACGGGCUCUGGGACUCGAGGGUGAUUAAUCUUGAUCACCCAAUGACCUUCAAGACGCUUGCCAUGGAUUCAGAGCUUAAGAUGACAUUGAUGGAUGACUUGAAGAACUUUAUGGAGGGGAAGGAAUUCUAUAGAAGAACUGGGAAAGCUUGGAAACGAGGGUACUUGUUGUAUGGUCGUCCUGGCACUGGAAAGUCGAGCUCGAUAGCAGCCAUGGCUAAUCACCUAAAUUAUGACAUCUACGACUUGGAUCUAACAGCUGUCCAGUUCAAUGCUGAGUUAAGAUCGCUGUUACUCAGCAUGUCGAAUCGAUCUAUUCUCGUGAUCGAGGAUAUUGAUUGCAGUGUCAAUCUGCAGAACCGAGAAUCUGAGAGUGAAUCUGGUAAAGAUAACAAAAAUCAGGGGACACUUUCAGGACUCCUCAACUUUAUAGAUGGACUUUGGUCUUGCUGUGGUGAAGAAAGAAUCGUUGUGUUCACGACCAAUCACAAAGACAGGCUAGACCCCGCAUUGUUGAGGCCAGGUCGCAUGGACAUGCACGUUCACAUGUCAUAUUGCACAUUUUCUGCAUUCCAGCAGUUAGCCUUCAACUAUCAUAGAAUUUCCCAGCAUCAGUUCUUUGAAGCAAUUGAAGAGCUUAUUGGGGAGGUUAAAGUCACCCCUGCAGAAGUUGCAGGAGAGCUGAUGAAGAGCAAAGAUGAAGAGUUUUCCCUCCAAGGCCUGGUCGAGUUCCUUCGGAAGAAGAAAAUUCAACUGGAUGAGCCUGAAACUAAAAAGGAUAUCAACGAAGAUCAUCAGGAAGGCAGAGACAAGCCAGAUGGUGAAGGGGAAAAACUAAAUUUAGCUCAAGGAUGAUGACGAAAAUAAAUAGGAAAAAUCUAGGACUAUUAAAACGGCCUCUUUCAAUCAUUUUAGCAAGAGGGGGGAGGUUUCUAUGGGUCAUUGUAUACGAAAAUAUGACUUAUGAAAAGAAUUUUGUAAAAUGUUUGUGAAAUAAUGGGAAAAUCCUUCUUCCUCGAAGGGGGUUUGGUUUAUCAAUCUACCACUUGAGAGCACUUGAAAGUGGUAUAAAAUCUGAAUCCAACUUCUGAAAAACUCGUGACAGUCUUUGGAAGACGAUGCAUUCCAAAGCAAUUGGUGAAAUGGACAGGCAAGGGGAACAACCUAUUGACAUCUGCUCUUGAAUCUGAAUUUUCAAUGGGUUGUAAAAUAAUCGUCCAAGACAAUAAUUUACUGAUCCCAAGACAAGAAUCCAUCAAUUCAACGACCCCAAGGAAGGAAAGAUCCUUAUGCCAAAAUGGGAUGCCGGAUCGUUUGGUCAGCACCAUAGAUCCACGUUUAAGAUUACCAUUUGACAUGGAAAAGGUUAGGACUGGUGAAACUGGUUUAGUUGGAGUCGACGAUUUGACAAUUUUAAUAAAAGCAUGUGUAAUAGUUUU